AAUUAAACCAAAUUAAAUUAAACUCAUUUUUCAAUCUGAUUGAAUCACACUCACACACACACAUCUUGAUGAAAAGGAAGAGGAAGAGUGUAUAAUAAAAAGCCCAAAAUGGACGUCCAAUUUCUCACAACAAGCCCUCACCUCUGCGCGUCGUCGUGUUGAUGCCCCAAAGCCCACACCACUUCACCAGAGGUCGCUUAGUCCCUUCUCUCUGUCUCUUCGAAACAUCACCAACGACAACCCCCAACACCAAAACGACCCUUUUUUCUUCUUCAAAUUCUAGAGAGAGAAACGCAACGCAACAACCCCAAUUGCUCCAUCCACACACACUGAGGGAACAAAACAAAACGAAACAAACCCAACCCUUCUCGUAUUCGGUUCCGUACGCGUUAGGUUUUAGGGCAAAUUCGCCUUCGUUGUUGUUUGGGGACCCCCCUUUGUCCAAAACCCUAGGAGAGAGGAAUUUCGACUCGGGACGCGCUUGAAUUGUGCCCUAGGUUUGCAUUUUCGCGCUCAGUGCGUGCUGCUUCUGUCUGGUCAAAGAUUCCCUUUCCUGUGCAAACAUUUUAAGAUUGAAAUUUUCUAGCAUGUAUCUCAAAAUGUUUUGGGCAAUUUGAUUAUAAGAUUCUUUGGUAGAUGAAAAGUGACACUCUUAGAUAUUAAGAGUGGGAUGCAUGGAUGUAACUCAGGAUCUGCUCUCCUUGUAAAUGCUGAGGUUGAUUCUAUGGGAGGUGUUGUUGAUGGCGGAGUUGGUAUUGGUUUGAAAACCUCUCCACGCCGAGCAGCAAUUGAGAAGGCUCAGGCAGUGCUCAGACUGGAGUAUGAUGCGCGUGAAGAAAGAAGAAGGGAACUAGAAUUUCUUGAAAAAGGAGGGAAUCCUUUGGACUUUAAGUUAGGGAAUGCUGCUUCAGUUAGUGUUCAGUCUACUUCACUCACUGAUCAGCAUCAGGAGCAGUUUGUGACCAGUGAAGCAAAAGGUAGUUUUGUAUUGACUGCCUCCCCUCAUGGUGACUCUGUCGACAGUAGUGCUAGACCAGGGGUCCCUUCUCUUAGUGAACCAAAUACUGCUGAUAACCUCUUGCUUUUUGAUGGUGAGAAUGAGUUGCUUGAAGGCGAAAAGAGGUCUCUACAUCCAAAUAAAAGUAAUAACAUUGCUCCUUCAGAGCAAUCUUCUCGAAUUGGUGGGAAUCAAAAUGCAAAGGAGACUGAAGAUUCUGCUAUUUUCAGGCCAUAUGCGCGGAGGAAUAGGUCCAAACCAAAUCAUGGUCCUCGUGGGGCUUCAAGGGAUGUGAAGGGAAUAAUAUCUGAUACAAACAAACAAAAGGACCACAAUGUUCUUUCUGUUUCUAAGCCAAAGCCUACAGGUUUAAAUGGCGAGGUACUUUCUAAAGAUACAACAUCUAAUAAUCCACUGGGCAAUGAGUUGGUUGGUGCCCCAGCUUGUCAAACAGCUAGUGGCAAUGCCAGUGUUCCUGAAGACAACUUGGAUAUUGGCAUGAAUAAAAACUUCAAAGAAGAUCAACGAAUUAUACCUUCUCAAGAUGAUAUUGUACAAAAUCCAGUUGUCUUGGCUUCUGGGGAAGCUAAAGCAGUUGGAGAAAGGGACCUGGGAAAUUCAGGUGAUCUUGAGCCUCCACCUUGUGCAGCUACUAAACAACCUGGAAAUGAAUCUUGUUCUGGUCAGCCAAAUGGAUUUGGAAACAUAAAAUUAGACAGGAAAGGUGUACCGAAUGGAGACCAAAAUUUCAGUGCUGCAUUAAGCAUGAAGAAUUUUGAUUCGGAGUCCUCUUGUGCACAAACUAGUUUAGCUAUAGAUGUAAAUAAUAAUAAUAAUAUGUGUAGUAAUGCAAAGAAUAUUGAUGCAAAUAAAAAUACAGUGGAACAAACAUCAGAAUUUGAGCAGAAGCUGUAUUUAACUGGCUGUGGAGUUGUAAAAGAAAGGAGUAAUACCAAUGCUGGUGAAAGUGGUGUUACUUCUAACAAUGAACAUGCUACUGGUUACGAAAACCAUUCUGGUAGUGGUAAUAUGGUCAAAAGUGAGGAAGGCAUCCAUACUAAUAGUCUUGGCAUGCAAAACAAGGUGAAAGAUUCUUCCAAUAUUAAAGGACCGCACCACAAUGAAAGUUCCGUAUCAAAUGCUGAUAAAGAGAAAAGUGUUGGCCUGAUGGGUCAUCCUAAUUGUAUCAGGGAAGACAACUGUGAAAGACUUAAAGUUCCUAUGGAUGUGUCAAUUUCAACAACUCAAACUGCUCCGGUUGAAAAGGUUGCUACUACUGCCUCUGACUGUCAACCAUGUUCUACACACAACUUGAAGUUAGCAGACAAGGCUCAUGAAGAUUCUAUUUUGGAAGAGGCUAAAAUUAUAGAGGUCAAGCGGAAGAGGAUUGCAGAGUUAUCUGUUCGCACAUUGUCCUCACAGAUCCAUAGAAAGUCUCGCUGGGGUUUUGUCCUCGAGGAAAUGACAUGGUUGGCAAAUGAUUUUGCACAGGAGCGUCUUUGGAAGAUAACUGCUGCCGCACAAUUGUCUCAUCAGGCAACUUUUACUUCUCGGUUAAGAUUUGAAAAACAAAGCAAACAUCUUGGGGUGAAAAUUUUGUCUCACAACCUGGCAAAGGCAGUCAUGCAGUUUUGGAAUUCAAUUGAGCUCCUUCUAGACAAUGAUGUUCCUGACUGUAACUGCAUUGAUGAUUCAGUCGAAUCUGGGAACAUUGAUUCAAAUGAAGCUUCUGGGGACAAGAGGAGCAAUUCGAAGAUGGUGCUGGAAACAAGCAAAUACCUGGAUGGACAAAAUCCCAGAAAACAGGUGGCACUUAAGGUGCAUAGUUAUGCUUUGAGAUUUUUAAAGGAUAGUAGAUCUCAGGGAAUUUCCAGUCAAGCAGAAGCACCGACAACUCCCGAUAAAAUAUCUGACUCGGGCAUUGUUGGCAUGUCAUGGGAUGAUCAUCUUACAGAAGAAAGCCUUUUCUAUACAGUUCCUCCUACUGCAAUGGAAGCAUACAGAAAGUCUAUUGAAUCUCAUUUUCUACAGUAUGAGAAAACUGGUAGUAGCAUUCAAGAGGAAGUUGAAACAUCUAUGUAUGAUGCUGCAACAGAGUUUGGGCUUGAAGAGAUUGCAUAUGACGAGGAUGAAGGAGAAACUAGCACUUAUUAUUUGCCUGGUGUCUAUGAGGCUAGCAGAUCAUCAAAAUCAUUUCAGAAAAAACACAAAAACAGGAUAAAGUCUUACAGUCAUAAGUCCAGUGAAAUUGGAACUGAUUUGCCUUACGGGCAUUAUUCAACUGGAGCUCAGCCAUCCGUGCUAUUUGGAAAAAGGCCAGCUAGUUUAAAUGUUGGGACAAUUCCAACGAAACGCAUGCGUACUGCUUCUAGGCAGAGAGUUGCCAGUCCUUUUGCUGUGAUCUCUGGGACGGCACAGGCUCAAGCUAAGACAGAUGCUUCUAGUGGAGACACCAAUUCCUUUCAGGAUGACCAGAGUGCUUUAAAUGUUGGAUCACUGAUCCAGAAAAGUUUGGAGGUGGAGUCAGUUAGAGAUUUUGAAAAGCAAGUACCUUAUGACUGUGGAGAAACAUCAGUUAAAACAAAGAAAAAGAAGCCCAAGAAUCUGGGUUCUUCAUAUGAUCAAGGAUGGCAAUUGGAUUCUGUUGUCCUGAGUGAACAGAGGGAUCAUUCCAAGAAGAGAUUGGAUAGUCAUUACUUUGAACCUAAUGGAAGUAGCGGUUUGUAUGGCCCGCAUAGUGUGAAGAAGCUGAAGACAACAAAACAAUCCUUUGAUAAUUUUGACAAUGUUGCUCCAAUAGCUAAUUCUAUUCCCUCCCCUGCUGCUUCACAAAUGAGUAACAUGUCCAAUCCAAGUAAAUUUAUUAGAAUCAUUAGUGGUGGACGAGAUAAGGGCAGGAAAGCCAAAGCACUUAAGGUUUCUGCGGGACAGCCUGGUUCUGGAAGUCCUUGGUCACUAUUUGAAGACCAGGCUCUUGUUGUCCUGGUGCAUGAUAUGGGUCCGAACUGGGAGCUUGUUAGUGAUGCCAUCAACAGUACUAUACAAUUCAAGUGUAUUUUUCGGAAACCAAAAGAGUGCAAGGAGCGUCACAAAAUUUUAAUGGAUAGAACUGCUGGGGAUGGUGCAGAUAGCGCUGAAGACUCAGGGUCCUCUCAGUCUUAUCCGUCUACACUACCUGGAAUUCCAAAGCAGGGUAGUGCCAGACAGUUGUUUCAACGUUUGCAAGGACCAAUGGAGGAGGAUACUCUGAAGUCUCAUUUUGAUAAAAUUAUCAAGAUUGGGCAGAAGCAACGUUACCACAGGAAUCAGAAUGAUAACCAACCAUUAGUACCUGUCCAUAAUUCGCAUGUGUUUGCUCUUUCCCAAAUCUGCCCAAACAACUUGAAUGGAAGUGUUUUGACGCCACUUGAUCUUUGUGAUACAAAUCAAACAAGCCCAGAUGUCUUGUCCCUUGGGUAUCAAGGCUCUCAUGCUGGUGGUUUACCAAUGUCAAAUCAUAGUUCUGUUUCAUCUGUUCAUCCUUCAGCUGGGCUAAAUUCAUCAAUUUCAUCAUCUUCUGGUAUGGGCCUUAGCCAUAACUUAUCAACAUCUGGUCCAUUGGCAGCCCCUGCCAGGGAUAGUAGAUAUGGAGUUUCCCGAACUCCAACUUUAUCAGUUGACGAACAGAAGAGAAUACAACAAUAUAAUCAGAUGAUAUCUAGCAGAAACAUGCCACAAUCUACCAUGUCUGUUCCUGGAUCUCUUUCAGGAAGUGACCUUGGUGGUGUGCGAAUGUUGCCUGGUGGAAAUGGUAUGGGGAUGUUGGGUGGGACUAACAGAAGCAUUAGGCCAGGGUUUCAAGGAGUGCCAUCAUCAUCUACGCUCAGUUCUGGAGGCAUGCUUUCUUCUAGUAUGGUGGGGAUUCCAAGCCCCGUAAAUAUGCAUGCUGGAGUUGGUGCUGGACAAGGAAACUCAAUGCUGAGACCUCGGGAGACUGUACAUAUGAUGAGGCCUGGUCACAACCAAGAGCAGCAAAGACAAAUGAUGGUUCCGGAACUUCCGAUGCAGGUCACACAAGGGAACAGCCAAGGCAUUCCUGCUUUUAGUGGGAUGAGUUCUUCCUUUAAUAAUCAGACAAUUCCACCACCUGUUCAGUCAUACCCAGGACAUGCCCAGCAGCCACAUCAACUAUCUCAACAACAGUCCCAUCUCAGCAAUCCCCAUUCUCUUCAAGGUCCAAAUCAUGCUACUAAUUCACAACAGGCCUAUGCGAUUCGAUUGGCAAAGGAACGGCACCUGCAGCAACAACAACAGCGAUAUCUGCAGCACCAACAACAGCAACAACUUGCUGCAUCGAGUGCUUUGAGUCCACAUGCUCAGGCACAGUCCCAGCUUCCUGUAUCAUCAACUCUGCAAAAUAGUUCACAAGCACAACCUCAAAAUUCAUCGCAGCAAGUAUCUCUUUCCCCUGUAACACCAACAUCCCCAUUGACUCCCUUGUCUUCUCAGCACCAACAACAGCAGAAACAUCACCUACCACAUGGUUUCAGCAGGAAUACUAGUGCUAGUGCAUUGCCUAAUCAGGCAGCAAAACAACGGCAGCGACAGCCACAGCAGCGGCAGUAUCCACAGCCUGGUAGGCAGCAUCCUAAUCAGCCACAGCAUGCACAGUCUCAACAACAGGCAAAACUUCUGAAAGGACUAGGAAGAGGAAACAUGUUGAUCCAUCAGAACAAUGCUGUGGAUCCAUCUCAUCUAAAUGGAUUAUCUGUACCUCCAGGAAGCCAGACUGUUGAGAAAGUGGACCAAAUCAUGCCCAUCAUGCAAGGUCAAAAUUUAUAUCCUGGAUCCAGUAAUCCAAAUCAACCAUCCAAGCCAUUGGUUCCUGCCCAUCCUUCAAAUCAUUCCCUGUUGCAGCAAAAGCUACCUUCUGGACCAGCAAACACUACAUUGAAACAACUUCAGCCAGUGGUAUCUCCUUCUGAUAAUAGCAUUCAAGGACAUGUUUUAUCCGUUACUGCAGGCCAUAUGACAUCACCUCCACAGCCAACUGUUGCUUCUAACCAUCAUCAACUUCCACUACAAUCUCAGCCACCGUAUAAGCAAAGUAAUCAAACUCAAUCAAAUGUUCAGAGAAUGUUGCAACAAAAUUGUCAGGUGCAGUCUGAGUCAUCAAGCAUGUCUCAAUCUGAUUCACCUAAAGUUGAUCAAAAUCCUUCAAACAGUGCUUCACAAGUCAGUACAAACACUGCAAUGUCUCCUGGUUGUAUGGAUGCAGCUAGUGUAACUGUUGUUCCUCCUAGUGCAUCUUCUCAGUGGAAAACGUCAGAAUCACCAUCUGAUUCCAAUGUGCCCAAUCCAGUUACUCAGGCAAGCUCUCUGGGGAGCACACCUAUUGGAAAUUCUGCUGGAAAUGAGCUACCAACUAUUAGUCAAGGGCUGGGCCCACAACAAUUAUCAACUAGCUUACCUUCCCGUGCACAUAAUUCUGGGGUGCAGUGGCAGCAGCAGCCACUGGCUCUUCAAAAACAAACUUCAUCUCAACCCAUCCAAUCUCAACAAUCAUGUCAGCAUUCAGAACAUCAGCAGCAGCAACAGGAGCAGGAGCAGCAUACGCAACCAGGGAAGAGCAGUUUGCUUAUCCAUCCACCCAAUUCUAAAGUGGAAUGAUGACUUGUAAUGGAUGAAGCAGCUGAGAGUGCUUGGUUCUGUCGGUUGGAAUCUGUAUGCCCUUUUGUCACCAUUGUACAGACGAAGCUGGUCGUCCAUGAGGGCUUUAGAAUAUGGAGAUAGAUAUCCAUUGUUUUGUGUAGGCUCUGUCAAAAGAUUAGGAAAAAUUGUAUUGGUAGGCAUGAUUACUUACUUCAUUCGUUUCAUAGGUCUUGUAUAUUACCACUGCUUUUUGAGGGUUUUCUACUAUUUUCUUUGGAAAGAGACGAAUAUAGAGGCAUGUGUACAGGGUCGUCUCUUCUUUCCUUGUAGCCCCCUCCUCAUUUUCCUUUUAUUUUUUCCUCGUUCUCCCUGCCCUUGCAGAGGAGCACUUUAUUUUUUGUUCUACUAGAUUAGUGAAUGUAUUAUUAACCUGUUAGAUAAUUGGGAUGGGAAUCAUUUUUAUGAGCAAAAGCCAAUUCAAGGUUUUGUGAAUACAAGAUUUCUGGUGUAUGCAUCUGCCAUUGGUGUCUGCAAACAAUUUUAUUUUACAGGUUUGUAACCAUUUUUAAAUGGGAUUAAGCCAGAGCUUAUCUUA
Molecule: messenger RNA, 7223 nt
Organism: Glycine soja
Lineage: Eukaryota; Viridiplantae; Streptophyta; Magnoliopsida; Fabales; Fabaceae
Product: chromatin modification-related protein EAF1 B-like
Exons: 25
Coding region: 671-6646 (1991 amino acids)
Cellular component (GO): NuA4 histone acetyltransferase complex
Source: RefSeq, a predicted model, not a curated record